Diceros bicornis minor is the source of this 1641-nucleotide messenger RNA. RefSeq names its product forkhead box D3 (gene FOXD3). The record is from RefSeq and is a predicted model, not a curated record. The coding region runs from base 147 to 1580 and encodes 477 amino acids. Gene Ontology annotation, biological process: cell differentiation; regulation of transcription by RNA polymerase II; anatomical structure morphogenesis. Lineage: Eukaryota; Metazoa; Chordata; Mammalia; Perissodactyla; Rhinocerotidae. The transcript has a single exon. Gene Ontology annotation, molecular function: DNA-binding transcription factor activity, RNA polymerase II-specific; RNA polymerase II cis-regulatory region sequence-specific DNA binding.
CCCGGGCCACCUCCGCCCCCGCCCCUCGCCCCGUCCCCCAUCCUCCGGGGGCGCCCCAACCCCCUUCCCCGAGCUCGGCGGCAGCCCCUGACGACCCCCGUCGCCCGCCGCUCCCUCCCCGCCGCCGCCACCCACCCCGAGGAGGGAUGACCCUCUCCGGCGGCGGCAGCGCCAGCGACAUGUCCGGCCAGACCGUGCUGACGGCCGAGGACGUGGACAUCGAUGUGGUGGGCGAGGGCGACGACGGGCUGGAGGAGAAGGACAGCGACGCGGGCUGCGACAGCCCGGCGGGGCCGCCGGAGCUGCGCCUGGACGAGGCGGACGAGGUGACGCCGGCGGCGCCGCACCGCGGGCAGCCUCAGCCGCCGCACCAGCAGCCCCUGGCGUUGCCCAAGGAGGCGGCUGGAGCCGGGGCCGGGCCGGGGGGCGAGGCGGGCGCGUCCGAGGCCGACGGCUGCAAGGGCGGCGCGGGCGGCGAGGAGGGCGGCGGGAGCGGCGGCGGGCCCGGCGCGGGCAGCGGCGCGGCGGGCGGCCUGGCCCCGAGCAAGCCCAAGAACAGCCUGGUGAAGCCGCCCUACUCGUACAUCGCGCUCAUCACCAUGGCCAUCCUGCAGAGCCCGCAGAAGAAGCUGACCCUGAGCGGCAUCUGCGAGUUCAUCAGCAACCGCUUCCCCUACUACCGGGAGAAGUUCCCCGCCUGGCAGAACAGCAUCCGCCACAACCUCUCGCUCAACGACUGCUUCGUCAAGAUCCCCCGCGAGCCGGGCAACCCGGGCAAGGGCAACUACUGGACCCUGGACCCGCAGUCCGAGGACAUGUUCGACAACGGCAGCUUCCUGCGGCGCCGGAAGCGCUUCAAGCGCCACCAGCAGGAGCACCUGCGCGAGCAGACGGCGCUCAUGAUGCAGAGCUUCGGCGCCUACAGCCUGGCGGCGGCGGCGGGCGCCGCGGGGCCCUACGGCCGCCCCUACGGCCUGCACCCCGCGGCCGCGGCCGGCGCCUACUCGCACCCGGCGGCCGCGGCGGCGGCGGCGGCGGCCGCGGCGCUGCAGUACCCGUACGCGCUGCCGCCCGUGGCGCCCGUGCUGCCGCCCGCCGUGCCGCUGCUGCCCUCGGGCGAGCUGGGCCGCAAGGCGGCCGCCUUCGGCUCGCAGCUGGGGCCCGGCCUGCAGCUGCAGCUCAACAGCCUGGGCGCCGCCGCGGCCGCGGGCACGGCGGGCGCCGCGGGCUCCACCGCGUCGCUCAUCAAGUCGGAGCCGAGCGCGCGGCCGUCGUUCAGCAUCGAGAACAUCAUCGGCGGCGGCCCCGCGGCGCCCGGGGGCUCGGCGGCGGGCGCAGGGGGCGCCGGGGUGGCCGGGGGCGGCGGGGCCGGCGGCGCGGCGCAGCCCUUCCUGCGGCCGCCCGGGACCGUGCAGUCGGCGGCGCUCAUGGCCACGCACCAGCCGCUGUCGCUGAGCCGGACAACGGCCACCAUCGCGCCCAUCCUGAGCGUGCCGCUCUCGGGACAGUUCCUGCAGCCCGCAGCCUCGGCCGCCGCCGCCGCCGCCGCCGCCGCGCAAGCCAAGUGGCCGGCCCAAUAGGGACGCGCUGGUGGCCGGGACGCAGGGCCCGGCGGCGGCCCCGGGCGGCGGCCGCACUGCC